Messenger RNA from Phyllopteryx taeniolatus (common seadragon), 6065 nucleotides. RefSeq names its product protein HIRA. The record is from RefSeq and is a predicted model, not a curated record. Gene Ontology annotation, cellular component: HIR complex; nucleus. Gene Ontology annotation, biological process: regulation of DNA-templated transcription; DNA-templated transcription; chromatin remodeling. Gene Ontology annotation, molecular function: nucleosome binding; protein binding. Lineage: Eukaryota; Metazoa; Chordata; Actinopteri; Syngnathiformes; Syngnathidae.
ACUUCCGGUCCUGCGCGGUGUCACCUCCUCUGUCGUCCGGCUCGCUUCGGCGGGGAUGCUGCAAGAAACGAUGGAGUUGAAGCCCCCCAAAAACACUCGAGCGUCGGCCGGAUUAUGAGACACAAAAGGCGGACGCCGAGCGGAAUAGGAAGUGAUAAUAAGAAAUAUUAGUAUUACAAAACUUUUUGAAGAUGAAGCUACUCAAGCCGAGUUGGGUGAGCCACAACGGCAAACCAAUUUUUUCUGUUGACAUUCACCCGGAUGGAACCAAAUUUGCAACCGGCGGGCAAGGGGAGGAUUCAGGGAAGGUAAUGAUCUGGAACAUGGCGCCUGUCCUCCGUGAGGAAGAUGAGAAGAAUGACAACGUCCCCAAAAUGCUUUGCCAGAUGGACAAUCAUCUAGCAUGUGUGAAUUGUGUGCGCUGGUCCAACAACGGGCUGUACCUGGCAUCCGGAGGGGACGACAAGCUGGUGAUGGUGUGGAAACGAGCCGCGUUUAUUGGUCCAAGCACAGUAUUUGGGUCGAGCAGCAAACUGGCCAACGUGGAGCAGUGGAGAUGUGUCACUAUACUGAGAAACCACACUGGAGAUGUGAUGGACGUGGCGUGGUCCCCUCACGAUGUAUGGCUGGCGUCGUGCAGUGUAGACAACACUAUCGUCAUCUGGAACGCGCGCAAAUUCCCCGAGAUGGUGAUGUGCCUGCGGGGCCACACAGGCCUGGUCAAGGGCCUGACGUGGGACCCAGUGGGGAAGUACAUCGCCUCGCAGGCCGAUGACCACAGCCUGAAGGUGUGGAGGACUGUGGACUGGCAGAUGGAGGCCAAUAUCACCAAGCCUUUCAGCGAGUGUGGCGGUACCACACACGUCCUGCGUCUUUCGUGGUCCCCCGAUGGCCAGUACUUGGUGUCGGCGCACGCCAUGAACAACUCGGGACCCACGGCGCAAAUUGUGGAGCGGGACGGCUGGAAGACCAACAUGGACUUUGUGGGCCACAGGAAAGCCGUCACAGUGGUGAAAUUCAACCCAAAGAUCUUCAAGAAGAAGCAGAAGAACGGCAGCUCCCCAAAGCCCAGUUGUCCGUACUGCUGCUGCGCAGUGGGCAGCAAAGACCGCUCACUCUCCGUCUGGCUGACCUCCCUUAAGCGCCCCCUGGUGGUCAUCCACGAUCUGUUUGACAAAUCCAUCAUGGACAUUUCCUGGACUCUGACAGGUUUGGGUAUGCUGGUGUGUUCGAUGGAUGGCACCGUGGCCUACCUGGACUUCUCCCUGGACGAACUAGGAGACCCGCUCAGCGAGGAGGAGAAGAACACCAUCCACCAAAACAUCUACGGCAAGAGCCUGGCCAUCACCAGCACGCAGGAGCCCCAGCUGGCCACCACCAUCAUCGAGAACCCGGAGAUGCUCAAGUACCAGCAGGAGAGGCAGAGCUCGGCCCAGAACAACUGCAGAGUUGCCGGUGCAGACUCCACGGCACCCAAGCUUAACAGCGUGAUGAACGGGGAGUCUCUGGAGGACAUUAGGAAGAACCUGCUGAAGAAGCAGGUUGAGACCCGAACCGCUGACGGGAGAAGACGGAUCACGCCGCUGUGCAUCGCUCAGUUAGACACUGGGGACUUCUCCCCGGCGCUCUUCAACAGCGUUCCCAUCCUGCCGUCGUCCUUGUCCAACCAGCUACCGCCUCAGCUCAGCACCGACUCCAGCUCGGGGCAGGUGGCGGCGGCCCCCUCACUGGGGGGGCUGCGGCCCAACCUCGACCCCACGCUCGCACGCCGCCGCCCUGCCAACGCAGCCCCCAAGGGCCUGGAGGACACCAAGGACCAAGUUCUCUCGUCCAGUGUCAAGUCCGGUCUGCUGUUGACGUCCGCUUCCAAGAUCGAGCCCAUGAAAGCCUUGGAUUCCAGGUUCACUGAGAGGUCCAAGACCACGCCGGGCGUCCCCGCCGCCAUUUCCUCCACCGCUGGCCUGCUGCCGCUCGACAGGCCCAAAGAUGUGGUGACAUCCGUCCUGAAAGAUGUGAAGGCCAAAGAGGACACGAGCAGUGACAGCGAGGACAAGAUGGCCACCAUCAACAAGAACCUGGCCCUGUGCAAGCGCAAACCCGAGCCCCUGAUGAUGGACGGCGCCGAGGUGGUGGAGAAGCGCAAGAAGGGGCGGCCCCGCAAGGACAAGAUGGCGCCGCCCAUCAUGAGCCAAUCCUUCACGCAGAUAAUUUCUCCCCCUGAGCGUGAGUCCAUCAGGCCGGCGGCAGCGGCGGCAGCGGUGGUGGUGACGGUGCCCGCUCCCGCACCGGCAGCCGUUCUCAAGCUGCCGACGCCCAGCUUGCAGAAGGCCUUCAGCAUGCAGGUGAGCAUGGAGCCGGCCGUCUUCUUGGAGGUGGAGAACGAGGUGACGUCCGCGGCUGGUUCCAGGCUCAGUCAGCUGCGAUGCUCCAGAGACGGGCGCGAAUGGAACACGCUGCUGCCCAGCUCCGUAGUCGCCGCUGCAGGGAGCAGCGAUGUCCUGGUCGUGGCGUGCCAGGACAGGAUGUUGUCGAUGUUCUCGUCCUGCGGCCGCCGCCUCCUGCCGUCCAUCCAGUUGGCCUCGCCCGUGUCGGCCCUCAACUGCUCGGCCCACUUUGUCAUGGCGCUGACCGCCGGGGCCACGCUGUCUGUGUGGGACGUCCACAAGCAGAAGGCUCUGGUCAAAAACGAGUCCCUUACCACCAUUUUGUCUGGUUCAGAGGUGCACGUGUCUCAAUCUCUGCUGACUCAGCAGGGCGUCCCCGUCAUCGGCCUGUCCAACGGCAAGUCCUUCUGCUUCAGCUCAUCUCUGGAGACAUGGACGCUGAUCGCAGAUCGAGGAGAUUGUUUGGUCCAAUGGGCUGACUUCAGGAGCUGCCUCCCUACCCAGGAUGCAUCUGGUUCCUCUGGGCCUCUGGCCACCUUGCAGGGACGCAACCUCAACGCCGGCCGCAUGGCGUCCCGUCUCUCGGCCGCCCCGCACCACUUGCAGCAGAGCAUGACUUUGGCCUUCCUCGAGAACCAGCUGGCGGCAGCUCUCACGCUGCAGUCAGCGCCUGAAUAUCGCUACUGGCUGCUCAUCUACACACGCUUCCUCGUCAACGAAGGCUCUGAGUUUCGGCUGCGAGAACUUUGUAAGGAGCUUCUGGGUCCUGUUCACAAAUCGGCUGCUACAGCAUGGGAGGCCACCACACUGGGUUUGCUCAAGCGGGAGUUGUUACGGGAAGUUCUGCCGGUCAUCGGAGAAAACCUGCGAUUCCAAAGACUGUUCACAGAGUAUCAGGACCAGCUGGAGCAGCUGCGCAACAAAUAGCACGCGCACACACGCGUUUUGCGUUUGGCUCAGUUCUCAUCUUGGACUUCCUACACGGAGCGAGGCCCGCAGGCGUUGGCGCCAUGCAAACAGGAGCCGUUGAGCUUGUUGUCUAAUCAGCGCUUCACUGGAACCUUCCUCUAGAACCUUCGUCCUCGUCUAUGCACCAAUCAUGAACGUGAACGCAACAUGCUUGAACCAAAGCGAUGCCUUCAAGUGUACAAAAAAGAAGUCCAAUCACAAGCUGUCACAACCGCAAGCAGAAGUCUUUCAGAAAUUCUUUUUUGUUUCGUUUUCUGUCAACAAAUCAACUGAGCAGAACCUUUUUAAAAGUUGUCAGUCGUAGUUCACACCCACCAACAGAGUCACACCUUACAACACCCUCCCGAAGAACUAGUCCAUACCUAGUGUGAACUCAUCCCUUCCAGGUGCGAGCAUGUCUAUACCAGGUGUCACUGCGUCCAUAACCGUUGUAAUCUUGUCCCUCCUAGGUAUGAGUCACAACAUACCGGGUUUGAGCGUAUCUAAACAAGUUGGUUAUGCAUCUUGAAACAGUGGGAAUUAUUUCAUACCAGAUGGAAAGGGAACGUACCAGGUGUGAUCAUGUCCAUACCUGGUGUAAACGUGUCCGUACCAGAUGUGAACAAUUCCGUAGCAGGUGUAAAUAUGUUCGUAAGCGAUGUGAAUGAUUUCAUACCAGAUGUAAAUGAUAGGUACCAAAUGCCAACAUGUCCAUACCAGGUGUGACUGCGUCUGUAAACCGGUAUGAUCUUGUCACUACAACGUAUGAAAUAUUUUAUACCAGGAGUGAAGGUGCCUGUACCAAGUGGCGCCAUGUCCAUACAAGGUACGAUUGCGUCCACAACUGAUGUGGCUGGUUUAAUACCAGCUGCAACUGAUUUCAUACCAGAUGUAAACGGUAUGUACCAGGUGUGAACGUCUCCAUACUAGGUAGAGAUGCACCCAUAACCCGUGUGAGUGAUUUCGUUAAGCUUAUGAACGAUUUUAUACAGAUGUGAACGUGUGUAUAAUCAGUGUGAAUGAUUUCUUACUGGGUGAUUCCGUAAAACUUGUGAAUUAUUUGAUAGCGGGAACAAAGGUGUCCAUAACCGGUGGCCUGUUAUCCAUACCGAGUACGAAUCGUUUAGUACCUGGUGUGAACAUGUCUGUAGUAGAUAAAAGGUUGGCCGCACCAGGUGUGAAUGAUUUCAUAUCUGAUGUGAAUAUGUCUGUACCAGAUGGGAAAGAUUCUGCAAGCGGUAAACGAUUUCCUGCCACAUAAGAAUGGGCCCUGAAUUCUUUCUCAUGGGUGCGAAUGAUUCCGUUAAGCUUCGGCAUGAAGGUCUUUGUAACUUGUCAGUACCAAGUGCGACUGAUUUCGGACCUGGUUUAAGCAUGUCCGUACCAGAUGUAAAGCGUCCAUACUAGGUCUGAAUGAUUCCAUACCAGGUGCAAAGGAUGUCAUAUCUACUGUGAACAUGUCCGUAAAAGAUGUAAAGGGCCCGUACCAGGUGGGAAUUAUUCUGUAAGCAGUGCGCAUGAUUUAUUACCAGGUGUGAAACCUGUCCAUAACUGGUGUAAAUGCAUCUGUAACUGGUGAGAACUUGCCCAAACCAGGUACGAACGAUUUCAUAUCUGGUGUGAAUAUGUCCGUACCAGAUGUAAAGGGUCUGUACCAGGUGGGAAUGAUCCGGUAAGCGGUGCAAAUGAUUUCUUACCAGGUGUGAGCCUGUCCAUACCCAAUGUAGAUGCAUCGAACUCGUGUGAACUUGUCCAAACCAGGGACAGUUCCACACCUGGUGUGAAGAAUUUGAUACCUGAUAAUUAGAAUAAUUCCAUACCAAAUGUCAAGGAGUCCGGAUCACGUGUGAAUGCGUCGCCAACGAGGGGGAUUUCGUCCUUACAUGGUGUGAGCUUUUCCAUGCCACAUGUGAGAGAUUCCACUCCUUAUUGAUAAGAUGUUAAGUGGUCCAUACCAGGUAUGAAAGUCUUCAUACUUCAUACCUUACCAGGUAUGAGCUAUUGAAUAUAGGGGGUGAAGGUGUUUGUGCCAGGUGUGAACGAUUUCACGUCGGGUGUUAAGGUGGUCUGACUUCCGUCUGAAGACGAGGUCAGAUGAAAUCAUUACACAGCCUAAAGCAGUAUGAAUCAUCAUGCUUUUAUUCUGAAGUUCCAGUCAACUCUGGCCAGCGUGUGUAUGGCAUUAAAUCAUAGUUGAAUGAAACAAACUGCCACUGACUGGUGACCAGUCCAAGGUGUACCCCGCCUCUCUCCUAAAGUCUCACCUGCCACCCUAAUGAGGACACGAGCGUGUGUGACAAGCUCGAGAAAAUGGACAAAUAAAAAAACAAAUGACACGGCCUCCUGUUUUAGAGGAGGCAAGCCAUACUGCACUUGUCUCUGUUUUUGUGUCAACCAUGAAUUGACUGCUUUUGAUGGGUCAGUUAAAGCAUGAUCAGCGACGACACCUGCUGGUCUUUUGUAAACAACAUCAACAGAAGCAGCUUAACAUGACUUCAUUUGUUGUCUUGUUUUGUGUGUCUGUCUGUCUGUCUUGUGCAGGCUGUAAGCAUCGCACCAGCUUGCUUGUUGUGUAGUUUAUGUAUGUGUGUUUCUGUUGUUUUGUUUUUCUUGUUGGUGGAGCGGGAGUCCUUUUUAAUGUUUGUACAUUUUUUUGUUUUGUAUCUGGAACAAGCAAAGAGAAGUAAAAUGUUGCUUCAAAUAGAAAAAAGAUUAAACGUGGUUUUUGCUACA